Megachile rotundata (alfalfa leafcutting bee) is the source of this 2212-nucleotide messenger RNA. RefSeq lists its product as uncharacterized. Lineage: Eukaryota; Metazoa; Arthropoda; Insecta; Hymenoptera; Megachilidae. The record is from RefSeq and is a predicted model, not a curated record.
AAAAAAUAUAUCAAAACGAAUAUAUUUUUUCAUAUUAUUAAAUAUGUAAGCUUGUUAGUUAUUAAAUAUGUUCGUUACAGAUUCCUCGUGAGCGUAAACCUGUAACUAACGAUAUAGAAUUCGGGUGUUCAGGACGAAAGGGCAACGACACGAUUGAUUAAUUGCAAAUUGAUAAAACUUGAGAUAUGACAGUUGAAAUUUUGGAGAAAUUCUGGAAGCAAGUGUAAAGAUUAGUUGGUCGAUAUAGUUUAAUCACGGUUGUAUUAAUACGGGGAAAAGUGUGUUGUUUAAAUCGUCGAUUACCGAUAUUAAGUCGCACGAGCGAAUAAAAAGUACUUUCUUAAAGACCUCGAUGCAUUUACGCGAUCCUCCUACACCAUUUAACCCCCUAUCUCUAUCGAUUUUCUUAAAGGUAACGAAGUCGAGUUACUCCUAGGAGACCAUUGCCUCCUACCAAAUCGUAUUCAGUUAUCGAUGCAACGCGAAACAAACGGUAGCGUACAACGCGUUUUGUCCGUUCGUUCGGUCGUUCGUUAGUGAAUGUAACAUGAAAGAAAGAUUUCGUUAUAAAGUUAUCUCGUAACAGAGUAUCGGGUGUUUCUUGUACGGUGCGUUUUUUGUUUCCGCGUAAACCGUAAAAUCGAUCGGUUUCAUUACUUAUCCGUAGAGAAGUUUUAUUUCGGAGUAAACGGAGAAAUUGUCGACGAAUUAAAAGAAAGGGUUUCGCGACGGAAAUGGAUCACCGAUAACACGUUCGAUAACGCCGAGUGAAUUUAAACCGGUACGAUCACAACGACAAAAAGUAGAAAACGUGUUUAACGGUGCAAAGUAGAGACAACUAAGAACGUAUUUGUCUAAAGAUCGUCUGAACAACAUCGAAGCCGUAAUCCGUGAAAGGAAUAAGCGAAAGGCUAACUUCGAAACGUUGGUGGGGCGCUACUUUUGAUGGAACAUAACUUCCUCGCAACGCGUAUACUACUAGUCCGAUUAUAUACGGUUUUAUUUCACUGGCGCGCGUCCCGAUUGUCCCAAAGUUCGAAAACUCUGUACGAUCGGCAGUCUGUCGAUCUGUUCCAAAGCUUUCCAAAAGCUUGGGAUUGGAACACUGUCGCGGAAAGAGAUCGCGAUCGAACCCACGAGAAAAGAUGAAGAACACGGUGGAAAAGAUGUUGUAAGACGACGAUGAAGAAAGAUGAUCUUCGAUCCAAUCUCCGACGAACAGAGAAAACGUUUUUUUCGACAGAAUUAUGGCGCUCAUUUACCUGGCUAUACCGGUCAUUGUCCUACCCUUAAAUUUCGAGUUGGAAAACGAUUCGGCGCGUGUACGGAAGAAAUAAUGAAGGAAUUACUUGAAAAAAGAAUUCUGAAAGAAGGCCCUUAUAGACCGAAUUCGCGUGGAAGGGACUCGCGCGAUAAUACAUCGAUGUUUUACGAGAAGGAUACGAAAGCAGAGUGGAAGAACGAAACGCAUUUGUUCAGAGCACCUCCGUAUAUCCUGGGAUAUACUGGAUACAUUCCUGGAUUUAAUAGCAGAUACGGUUUAUCCUUUAUGAGAGCCGUGGAAGAAGGAGCUCGGGAAUGGCGUGAAAAUCAAAAUAAACUAAGAGCUCGUAAAGAAAUAACGAGAACUCGCGUCGAAGGAUGCAAUCCUGACAACGACGUUUUGCACCGAGCGAGGACCGGUGAUCUAGCCGGCGACAUCGAUCAUGGCCAACAUAAACGAUUUCGUAUGUUGACCGUAGACAAUUCUCUACGCAAGACAAUUUACUCCGCUCUCGUGCGUUAUUCAGAUAUAUUAUUUACAGAUUACGAACUGUCGCCCGAAAGACCGCCGAUCGUUGGUUAUACGGGUCACAUCCCAGGCGCGAGAGGAGAAGUAGCGCUUUCGAAGAGAUACGCACAAGCGGCGAAAAAGGGCCUGGAACUGGUUCGUAAAGAACGCGAAGAAAGGUUAAGUAAAGCAGGAAAUACGAAUACGGUACAUAAUACGGUGUUAGAUCGAGCGAACGUCGAUCAACUUGCUAUUAUGCCACUAUAGAUCUUCGUGCAAACUUCCAAUCGUUACAAACACUUCGCUUAAUUCGAGCUAACGAGAUGACAAUCUUUUCUAUCGAUUAAGUAAAUAUGAAAAUCGUGGCAAAACUACACCAACAUUAUUCUUUUACUCUCUUCCGUAAUACAAAUUACCUAGUAAUUUUAGGAGUUUUAGGAG